AUGUCGUUGUAUGCCGUCAGCAUUUCACUCGGCGCGUCGAGCAGCUAUGUUGCCGUCGCACCGGUGAGCAGCACCACCGGCACGGCUGUGGUGCCUGACACAGCUCCUAUUAAGGUCAUCGCCAACUCCAGCGGCCAUCGCAAUACCCCUGUUGUGGCAGCUUUGAUGGAGCAAGAGUUGCUCUUCGGUGACAACGCCCUCCACCAGUACUCGCGUCAGCCUCAGAAAGUCGUGCCUUACCUCUUCGCCUACGCCGCUGCUGCUGCCUCUAUCGCGGACGCGCAGCACUUACGCGAGGCGGAGGCAGACGACACCACCGAGCCAGAGGUGGUCACAUCUGAUCUGCUGCAGGUAAUCGAGGCCGCAUCGAAGCAGAAGUAUCAGGGCCACUGCCGGCUUACCCAGGCUGCCUCUGGCACGCGGCGGCUCGGGUUCGAGUACACGUCAGGGUCAGACGGUGACCCGGUCGCGAGCUUCAUCUCUGCCGAGGACCUUUUUAUUGGCUUCUUGAACCACAUCAAAGAGCACUCCGUAGACGGCGUAUGUGGACUGACGACGACCACCGGCAGCGGAGACGCCGUAUCGAGCACGACAAGGCUCUUUCUGACGCUGGUGGUGCCGCGCUACGCAUUUUCCGGGACUGCUGGCUGCGCCCAUGUCGGCCACCGCGGGCGCACUGUGGAGUGGCUGAAGGAGGCAGUGCAGUCGUCGCAUCUGAGCUCCGUUGUGCUGAGCACCAGUGUUGUCUUCAGUGAUGAGGCGGUGGUGGCUGCGUACGAUGCCGCCACGGAGGAGCGCCGUGUGCCGAGACUCCUCUCCACUGCUCCGCACAAUAUGCUCGUAGUAGACUGGGGAGCACAUUCUCUCUGCCUGUCUUUGCUAUGCUCCCGCGGUGGGACUCUUGUCUGCCCUCCGCGGCAUCACAGCGUUCCCUACCGCUGCUUCACAAAGGGUAGCAGCGCUGUGGGUGAGGGCUACUUUGCCGUAGGCACCUGCAGCGGCGGCGACGCGUUGGAUGUGGCCCUGGCAGAAAGGGUGGCGGCGCAGUACAUGACUCAACAGCGGCGCCUCUUCGCGAGCCCGUCGCGCAACUUCAGUGCUCUGCUGCGUCUCAACCACACACUGCCCACCAUCGGCUCGACCGAGCACCCAGCCACCCAGCUUCUUCAUGAGGUAAUCCCGCCACGGUCGAUGCGCCGUCUGGCCCUGCUGAUUGCCGAAAAGAAGGUUUCGCUCAAUACAAACCCGCAAGCCACCUCUGUCGCGGUGGAGGCGGAGGCAUUCUACGAAGGAAUGGACCUAAUGGACACGCAGACAAUGACGAAGAACAAGCUGGAUAACGCCAUUCGGAGCGAGUGGGGGUUGGUGGACAUGUUCAACAACGCUCUACAAGCCUUUUCGGAAAAGUACAAAGACACCUGGGCUGAGGGGCCUGUGGAUACGGUCCUGCUUGCAGGUGGCAUGUGCCAGAUGGCCUCCUUGACAAAGAUGCUAGCCGCCUCCAUUCAGUCACCCGGGCAGCGGUCACUCUUCGCAGCUGGUGUGCGCGUCUUGGACUCGAGCCUCAUGGGGAACGGCGUGUGCGCCGAUGAGCUGCCCUCUGUCGGCGGGUGUCAGCAGAGCUGUCUUGUGGCUGAAUCCUACAGGAGGAAGCGGAGCGCCCUUUCCCAACAGUCGCGAAAGGGCGCUGGCAAGCUGCAGGCCGCCGUUGCUGCGCAAGUCGCCGAAACGGCCACCAGUGUCUGGGAGGCCCUAACGAAGGACAGCGAUGACGAUGAUAGUAGCGGCGAGGAGGCCAUACAGGGGGAGUUCAUGAACGACCCGCACUCCGGGCUGUUCCUCGCCAGAAACGUGUACUUGUACGUCGGCGAUGCCGCGGCAUUGACCUCUGCGGCGACCCAGCAGCUGCCUUAUGCUUCCCUGCGUGUGUUGCUGGCGCACUCGGCGGCCCUUCCCUGCCGAGUCGCUCUUCCGUGGUCUCCGGGAUCUACCGAGGCGCGGGUAGUGCUCUACCUCUUUACAGAUGCGCACGACACACCAUCAACCGUCCCUGCGGGAGAUCUCGUGGAGGUGCGCCCAGUGAACUGCUCUGGGGUUGUUCUCUCUGCUGCCACUGCCGUGGCACGCGAUGGAACGCUGAGCCCUCUCUGCCUGAUUGUCACGGCGCAGGCGAAGUGGAAUGGGGUGUCGGAGAGGGUAGUGCAGGUGAGCAUGCAGCUAGUGCGCGUGCCCAGCGUCAGUGGCACCAACAUCGCAUCGCUGGUUCUCACCCCUGCUAUCGUUUGCAGCACGUCUGAGUUUGUCCUUCAGUGA
Messenger RNA from Leishmania braziliensis MHOM/BR/75/M2904, 2313 nucleotides. RefSeq lists its product as hypothetical. The transcript has a single exon. NCBI's taxonomy places the organism in Eukaryota, Euglenozoa, Kinetoplastea, Trypanosomatida, Trypanosomatidae. Gene Ontology annotation, biological process: protein refolding; cellular response to unfolded protein. Bases 1 to 2313 code for a protein of 770 amino acids. The record is from RefSeq and is a predicted model, not a curated record. Gene Ontology annotation, molecular function: misfolded protein binding; heat shock protein binding; ATP hydrolysis activity. Gene Ontology annotation, cellular component: cytoplasm.